CGGCGGUGGUCAUGUGCUCCGCUCGAUGCGCUCGGCGCUCUGGCGCCGCUCGGUGUUCGGUUGCACCCGGUGGGGAGCGAGUGACGGGAGGGACCUGGUCCCGGCCCGUUCCCUCGCCGCCGCCAUGUCCACCGCUAUGAAUUUCAGCAGCAAAAGCUUCAAGCCGCGGCCGCCGGACAAGGGCGCCUUCCCGCUGGAUCAUUUCGGGGAGUGCAGCGCCUUCAAGGAGCGGUUCAUGGAGUGCCUCCGCGACAGCGGCUACGAGAGCGGUGCCUGCCGACAGCGCGCCAUGGCCUACCUGGAGUGCCGUAUGGAGAGGCAACUUAUGGCUAAUGAACCACUGGAAAAACUGGGAUUUAAAGACCUGAUAGAUGAGAAAUCAGAAGAAAAACAUGAAAAGUUAUGAUGAAGAUGGACAGCUUUACUCCUCGUGUAUGGAAGGCAUAACUCUUAACGUAGUACAUAUUGUACGUUCUGUUCAUAUUGCAAUAGGAAGCGUUUCCUGAAGGAACCUUUUUCAGGGUCUAAUUUUCCUCAAAUAAGAUUAUUUUUUAAAAAUAUGAGCAAAAGUACUGCCUUUGUCUGCUUUCUUCAGGUAUUUUUUCUCCCUUUUACUUUCUCUAGCCUACUUUUAAAGAUCCAUAAGAACCUGGAGAACACAGCUAUUGCCUGAAGUGUUCUCCAUGUCUCUAAGAAUGGUGAACUCUUUAAAAAGACAAAACAAACCCCUUUAUUGUGUAGAUGUCGAACUACAGAUUAAUCUUACAUGGACAUUACUAAUGUGCUCACAGCAGUUACUUUUCAGGUGGAAAUAAAACUGUUGUGCUUGCGAAUUGCUUUUUAUUAUAUACUGCUAUUUAUCACCACCUUUGGGGUGAUUCCAUCUCACCCUGCUAUAGUGUUCUUGGGUACUGGGGUGAGGGGUUUUCUUUCAGUCUCUUAACCUUUAUUGUUGUUUGGAGACUAUUUCUAGUUCCAGACACCAUUCUGCUUUUAUUUGCCAAGCCAGCAGUAACUAACUUCACCUGACUUCAUUUAGCUGAAAUCUUUCAUGAUGAAUAUAUUUGUUUCUUUGAGUA
Neopsephotus bourkii (Bourke's parrot) is the source of this 1079-nucleotide messenger RNA. Its product is annotated as cytochrome c oxidase assembly protein COX19. Gene Ontology annotation, cellular component: mitochondrial intermembrane space. Gene Ontology annotation, biological process: mitochondrial respiratory chain complex IV assembly. The record is from RefSeq and is a predicted model, not a curated record. NCBI's taxonomy places the organism in Eukaryota, Metazoa, Chordata, Aves, Psittaciformes, Psittacidae.